This is a messenger RNA of Entrophospora candida, 216 nucleotides long. The record is from the annotation of a GenBank genome assembly. Lineage: Eukaryota; Fungi; Glomeromycota; Glomeromycetes; Entrophosporales; Entrophosporaceae.
AUGUCAAAUAACAACAUCGGCGGCGUUCAUUGUUUCAUCAAAGAAGAAAAUCAAAAACAGCAACAAUGGACUAUUAGUGCUGGUAUUAAGACAAAGAAUGCUAGUGAUGAUAAAUCAAAAGACUUUGAAGAAUUUGAAGAAAAGCUCAAUAGUAGUGGUAAUUUUGCAGUUUACUUUCCUUUGGGUAAAUGUGCAAAUACAUCUUGUGUCUUCUAA